This is a messenger RNA of Pseudo-nitzschia multistriata, 936 nucleotides long. Lineage: Eukaryota; Bacillariophyta; Bacillariophyceae; Bacillariales; Bacillariaceae. The record is from the annotation of a GenBank genome assembly.
CUUACCGUACGAGUCCCAUACUGUCUUCUCUGACAGGAACACAAAGCGAGUCCACAUCACCUAACACUAGCACCUACAAUGUCUGGCGGAAAAAUCAUUCUUGACAAGGCCCUCCGCUCCGCGGUGAAUCUGUCCUCGUCCAAGCUUCCCUCUGAGGUCGCAAAGUCUUCGGCAGCGCUGUUUUCGGCUCUGUCCGGAACGAAGUUCGUCCUGCCCGAUCUAGCCUACGAUUAUAACGCGCUUGAACCCGCCAUCUCCGCGGAAACCAUGGAGCUACACCAUUCAAAGCACCACCAGACCUACAUCACAAACCUGAAUGCCACCAUGGAAAAGAUCGAUUCCGCCAUGGUCGCGGGAAACGUUUCGGAGACCAUUGCCUUGCAGGGUGCCCUCAAGUUCAACGGUGGGGGCCACAUCAACCACACCCUCUUUUGGGAGAACCUUGGCCCCGAUAGUACCUUUCCCGAGGGCGGUCCACUCGAAGCCGCCGUGAAUGCUCGCUUUGGCAGUUUGGACGAGAUGAUUGCCGAAGUUAGUGCCAAGACCAUUGCCGUUCAGGGUUCGGGAUGGGGGUGGCUCGUGUUCGACCCCAAGUCCAAGAUGAUUGACGUGGUCGCCCUGCCCAAUCAGGAUCCGUUGGAGGCGACGACUGGCUUGAAGCCAUUGCUCGGAAUCGAUGUCUGGGAACACGCCUAUUACGUCGAUUACAGAAACGUCCGACCAAGCUACGUCAGCGCCAUUUGGGGCAUCAUUAACUGGGACGUCGUCGAAGAGCGUCUCGUUGCGGCCUCUAAAUAAUCAAGGGGACGCAGCUCACCUAGUAGCAAGGCGUGAAUCGAAUCAUUGCGAAUCGUAUGCUGUCGUCUGGCUCUGGUUCUGUAUUGUUGCCCAAAGGCAUUGCUUUCCUUCCGUAGUCAAUAUAAGAUUCAAUCUAAA